AUGGAGGAAGACUGGAGAAAGAUAUUUUCUUUUCCCGUAAGGUACGAUUUGGAUUUGUGGGGGAGUUUGAGGCAUCGUUUGCGUGGAGGAUUACGACAAUCUCGGCAUGAAGCAUAUUUUCGAGUAAAGCGACAUUCGGGUAUAAUUCUUCGAAAGGAAAAG
This is a messenger RNA of Paraglomus brasilianum, 162 nucleotides long. The record is from the annotation of a GenBank genome assembly. NCBI's taxonomy places the organism in Eukaryota, Fungi, Glomeromycota, Glomeromycetes, Paraglomerales, Paraglomeraceae.